Molecule: messenger RNA, 553 nt
Organism: Pneumocystis carinii B80
Lineage: Eukaryota; Fungi; Ascomycota; Pneumocystomycetes; Pneumocystales; Pneumocystaceae
Exons: 4
Coding region: 61-507 (148 amino acids)
Cellular component (GO): nascent polypeptide-associated complex; cytosol
Source: RefSeq, a predicted model, not a curated record
AAACAAUACUAUUCAAAGGAAGAUUUUUGUUCUUUUUUUCAUACAUUAAAUAAAGAAAUAAUGGAUGAUUCUAAGUUGUCAAAGUUGCAGACAAAUGUUAGAAUUGGAGGAAAAGGAACUCCUCGUCGUAAAAAAAAGGUCGUACAUAGAACACAAUGUGAUGAUAAGAAAUUGCAGUCAAGUUUAAAGAAAUUAAAUGCUCAGUCUGUUGGAGGUGUUUCUGAGGCUAAUAUUUUUAAAGCGGGAGGAUCUGUAACUCAUUUUUCAGCACCAAAAGUUUUGGCUUGUAUUACUUCAAAUAUGUUUGUAAUUUCUGGUUUCUCUGAAGAAAAAGAGCUAACUGAUCUUGUUCCUGGUAUUUUAAAUCAGUUGGGUCGCGAUUCUUUAGCAUCUCUUAGAAAAUUAACUGGAAAUUAUACCAAUUUACAAAAAACUAAAGAAAACGAUCCUAAUGGGGAUGAUGAUUAUAUCCCUGAUCUUGUAGAAGUAUUUGAUGCACAGGAUUAAUUUAAUUAAUCUUAAAUUUUCAAUUUUAAUAAAUCUUUUUAUUUUU